Molecule: messenger RNA, 1302 nt
Organism: Impatiens glandulifera
Lineage: Eukaryota; Viridiplantae; Streptophyta; Magnoliopsida; Ericales; Balsaminaceae
Product: titin homolog
Exons: 3
Coding region: 1-1302 (433 amino acids)
Source: RefSeq, a predicted model, not a curated record
AUGGGACGUGAUUCGGCUCUGUUCAGACUCCUAUCUCAGGUGGAUUUCGAGGAAAUCCGGCUGAAAGAAAGGAAGCAGCCGGCCCCCAGUUCCACAGGAGGCCGAAAGAAGAAAGCCGCCAAGAAAACUGCCCCGGCCAAAGCAAAGGCUGAAAGCAAAGGAAAGGAGAAAGUAACCUCCUCGGAACCACCGCAACAAACAGAAGAUGAGGAGUCGGCUUCCUUCUCUAAGAGAACCGACACGGAGAGGACCGAGGAUGAUAGAACGGUCAAUGAAGCCGACAAUCCGGCCCAGAGCCCUAAUGAUGUCGGACCAAACACCAACCCUGAGACCACCGAGGGUGAAGAGGAAGGUAAUAAAGAAGCCGGUAAUGAGGACAGCGACAAAGAAAAGGAGGAGGCCGAAGAAGCAGAGGCCGAUAGGAUAUCUCGGAAACUCCUUCAGGGCGUCAAAAAGCGAGCCGAGUCAAUUGAAGAACUAUACCUGGAAUGGCACAAUCACCGGUACGGCACACCGUAUAGAGAAAUCCUACCGGGCCACACAGACGAGGAGUGCAUCCAAAGAUUGGAAGAGGUAGAGGACAUGAUCAUGAACCUUACAAACUCCAACACACUCCAAGAGAUCGACACGGCUCUGGAACACUGCCCAACACCUCCAAAGGAGAAUGCGGCAUUAAUGGAAUCCGAUGAAAGAACCGACCCCAACCUCACCGGGCAAUCCCCUCCUCCACAACCGGAAGUCUCCGCUUCAGACUUCACAAAAGAAUGGGUUGAGGACCGUAUUCAAAAGCUUGAAGCCUCCACAUCAGAACUGAUUGAUAACCGCAUUCAAGAGUUCGAAGACUCCGCAGUUCAGCCGUUCAAGGAUAGAUCCAACAGAAUAUUUGAUUCGGCCCUCAAGUUCACCGACGCCACAAGGUGUCUUCUGGAAAGAAAUCAGGAACGGUUCUCAAAAAUCGGCGAUGAUCUGCGGGAAGAGGCGGUCCAGCGCAGUAAAUGUGUUCAACGAACUGCAAUUCUGGAGGACUUGACCUCAGAUUUAAAGAAAGACUUCGACCGGCUUGAAAGAGAGACCGAUCAACGGUUGACAUCAAUGAGUGAUGACCUGGUGGGCACUACACUCGAUCGAGUCUCCGAACUCGAGAAGACAAAUGUGGGUCUCGUGGCCGAACUGAAAGCGCUUUCCGAACAAGUUGCGGAAAUGCUAAGGGCAAAGGUAAACGCGGAUGCCGCGGCUAUAACGGCCGAUGCUGAAACAGCUAAAAGGGUCCAGGAUGCGCUGGAUGCCGAAGCGGGUAAAUAG